Messenger RNA from Cylicostephanus goldi, 593 nucleotides. Lineage: Eukaryota; Metazoa; Nematoda; Chromadorea; Rhabditida; Strongylidae. The record is from the annotation of a GenBank genome assembly.
AUGGGCGACGUUCGGUGGAGGACGUUGUGCUUGGCAUUUUUUGUUCUUUCAUUGUUAGCAUCUAGUGCUGAAGGACAAUAUGGUGCUAUGUCAAUUGAUCUGGGUAGUCAAUUCAUUAAAGUCGGUUUUAUCAAGCCCGGAGUGCCCAUGGAAAUCGUCCUCAACAAGGAAUCCCGUCGGAAAACGCCGAAUGUGCUAUCCAUCCGAAAUGGUGAAAGGCUCUUUGGGGAUGCAGCUCAAGGCCUGGCCGCCCGAUAUCCGGCUAGCGUUUAUAGUCAUCUUUACGAUUUGGUUGCGAAGCAUGUCAAUCAUCCAUCAGUGGAAAUGUAUCGACAGCGGUUUCCACAUCUGAAGCUGGAGAAGCAUGUCAACAAUAGUGCAGUGGUUUUCCCGAUAGGCGACACUAAUUAUCCUGUAGAGACGCUUCUGGCCAUGAUGUUAACGCAUGUGCGAGAGUUUACAGAAGCUUACGCUGAGCAAAGCAUUCGUGAUGUGGUCAUCAGCGUUCCCGCAUUUUUCACGCAACCAGAACGAAUGGUUAUUACAAAAGCGGCGGAAAUUGCGAAGCUGAAUGUAUUGCAGGUAAUCUAAAU